CAAGCAAAUCGCAGGGCUUGGACAGAUCACGCUGAGCCCGAAAUUUUACAAGGGUGCUACUCUUAUGGAUCUUCCUCCUGUCUCCGUCGCUGUGGUCUCCCGAAUAGAUGUUAGUCAUCUGCUCCAUGAUCCACUUUUUUUCAGACAACAACUCUAAUACUGAGGAACAGGAUUUUCUCCAGAAUUUUGCGCACUAUCUGGUGACGAACAAGAGUGUGAAUCUUAAGGCUCCUACCGCUUUUUAGCAACAUGUAUCUAACACUGCUAGUAAUUCAUUCCUCUUCAUCUACGACGUUUAUAUUUAUAUAGGUAUCUAUAUUUGAUAUAAUUUUGUGACGAGAUGAAAAUAAGCCACAGGACAAGGGUCGUGAAUCAUGGUUCAUGAGACGCCACGACAGGGAUGCGUCUUCGUCAACAUGAUUUUUGGGAGUGGACCUUGUAGCAGAGUCUACUUCUUCUUAGAACAAAACCUUCGUUCUGGCUGCAUCUGUUGAAGAUAAUCAUCUUCUGUCUCUUCAGGGGCAGCAUAAGGCCCAACUACAUCAUCUUUGCGAAACACUGCACUUGUCUUUUUAUUCGCAACGAAGUCGCAUAAUCUGUUAAACUGGCAAUAGGUCUUUUUCCUCAAUCAUGUCAUGACGACCCCCAUGUAUUUCAUUUUCCUCCUCCAUGCUGUGCCCAUCUCUACUUCUUCUAAGAAUGCAGAAGCAAUCGGGAUCGUGGUUCCCGCAAACCACGGCUUACCGGGUGGCGGAACCAGCUACAUUCCGCAGCCGCGGGUGGGUUUUAUACCGCAUGUCAUCUACAACUUCCCGUUGAACGCGCGUGAAAUUGGCACGGACCCCAAUCAUGGGGCUGAGGAGUCUGUGAUGAGCAAUUGGUACGUGCACCACACUCAAGGUUUGCCUAACGACACAAGGACGAAAGAGAACAUGACUAGGCUGUACCAGAGCACGAUCCAGGGUGCUUGGGGCCUAAGAACGAAC
Amoebophrya sp. A25 is the source of this 986-nucleotide messenger RNA. The record is from the annotation of a GenBank genome assembly. NCBI's taxonomy places the organism in Eukaryota, Dinophyceae, Syndiniales, Amoebophryaceae.